AGCAGAGCAGAUCUAGCAUGUCGGCUUCUGUGAAGGUUGUAGCGGCGGUCCAUGCACGCACGACUGCGUCUCCACGUUAGUACUAGUAGGUCACGUAGAGGUGAGCAUGUACCCUGUGCUGGUGCAUAGUCACGCCCAUCGGCAUCGGACCUAGACCGCCACUAGACAUGUUUGCAGCUGUGUGCCGAGUUGUCACUGCCACUGUCAGCGCAGGUGCUACAUAUUCGGUAACCCACUCGCACAAAGUCGCACCCGCCUGCAGUACUUUCGCCUGUCUGAGGCUGAAGUCACCAGAGCGACACUACAACAACUACUGUCAUAGUCGCAGGAUGUCUAGCGCCGAAGCCCCACAAGGAGUGGUAGUGGAGUUGGAUGAGGUUAAGCAGUACAUGGUAAGAUGCAUGACCAAAGUAGGCACAAAGCAAGCUCAUGCCGAGGCACUAGCUGACGUGCUGCUCGCUGCCGAUCACAGGGGACAUUACAGCCAUGGCUUAAAUCGAUUGGAUAUGUACGUACAUGAUAUUCGGUCAAAGAUUUGUCGUAGUGACAUCGAACCAUCUAUCAUAAAAGAAACGGCAGCAACUGCGUAUGUAAAUGGCAAUAAUGUCCUUGGUCCAGUGGUUGGAAAUUUCUGCACUGAUCUUGCCAUUAAAAAAGCAAAAGAAGCGGGCAUCGGAUGGGUUGUCGCAAAAGGAUCGAAUCACUUUGGUAUUGCUGGCUGGUAUAGCAUGCGAGCCUCAGACCAGGGCUUUUUGGGUAUGGCAUUCACAGACACCUCUCCCCUUGUAGUGCCAACGCGAGCGAGAAAGCCUGUCCUUGGAACAAACCCAAUCACUUUGGCUGCUCCAGCUGCAGAAGGAGACAGUUUCGUUUUGGACAUGGCCACAUCAACCUGUGCUGUUGGAAAGAUUGAGCUUCAGCACCGUAAGGGAUUGCCCAUUCCGAAUGGUUGGGGAGUGGACUCUGAAGGCAAAGAAGUGAACGACCCUGAAAAGGUUCUGGGCAGCAAAGGUGGCUUGUUGCCUCUAGGUGGCACUGAGAUCAGCAGUGGCUACAAGGGCUAUGGCCUAGGUAUGAUGGUGGAGGUGUUCUGUGGCAUUCUCGCCGGCUCUGCGUACGGGCCGAACAUUCGCAAGUGGAUGAACACGACUACUGAGGCUGACCUGGGCCAGUGCUUUGUCGCGAUUGAUCCGGAUGCUUUCGCACCAGGCUUCCCAGACAGAAUGUCUGACCUCAUGAAUAUAUGCAGGACAUCACAGCCAAUAGAGGGCGAGACUGAAGUUCUAGUCGCUGGAGACCCAGAGAGAAAGCACAUGGAGAAGUGCAAAAACCAAGGUGGUGUGGAUUACCAUCCAAACCAGAUUGCUCACAUGUAUGAGUUGGCUAAACAGUUAGAUGUGGCACCGAUGAACAUCAAGAACUAGAAAUUUCGUGAACAUGAAAAAGCAAUGGAAGAUAAUUGUAGUAGUAUCAUUGAAUAAAAUAAUGCUCAGCAUCCAUAGCAAUUGAAACAAAGUUAAAACUUGAAAUGAAAUCAUACGAAACUAAUCUAUAUAGCCAUGAGUUUUGGGGCUAUGUUUUUGUAUUCAUGCGUGAGUUCAUAGGUACAGAUGUUGUUGUUAUCAUCACUAGAUUGUUUCCACAUUUAUAUUGAUAGAGUUUAUACUUACUGUAAGACCCACAGUCUUUAAAUGUAGAGAGGUAUUUUGCUAUGUGUCCAAUUUUUAUCGUAGACAUUACCAUACUGAAAUCUUUAAAAGCGAAAUAGGAUUUAUGCAAUAAAUUCACUACCAGUAUUUUCUGCGAACAUGAUGAACAGCUUCAUUUUCAUCAAAAGGCUUAGGUUUGCACUUAUCUUUUUCUAAAAAAAAUACUCAGGUGACAGUUUGUUAUAGACUUUUUAAUCUUACACUUGUAGUAACAUAUAUCUAUUGAUCUAUAUUGGCAUUCUAUAUAAUGUACGUAUUGAAAUAGUACUACUGAAAUCGUGAUAUGAUGUUCAGAUACUGAAAAAAAUACCCGCAGACGAUGCUACCUAAACUGCCGACCUAGGUUUGUUUAGACUCGCAAGUAUGCAUUUUUCUAGUUACACACAUUAUAAGUAUUGUAAUUGUGCAUAAAUUAGUUGUAGUAGGAAUUUAUCUACAUAAUUACAAAUACCAUAAUAUCGUUAUAUCUGUUAUAUUAUAUUAUAUUAUUAUAUUUCAAUGGAUAAAUUCUUGGUUAUGUCUAUAAUCAUGUUUUGCAAAAAGUAACUGUGACAUUGGCUGCGCAUGAAAUGUCUAGAAUGCAAUCACUUUGAUUCUCUCGAUAAAAGGAAUUUUGUCUUGUCAUCUCCAUAUAGCAAUCAACCAACCCUUAUUAAAGCUGGUUGGUUCUGGAAGUCAACUAUAGCUAGGUGACUGUGUGAGCUACUAGCGUAAACAUGAAAAAGUUAGAUGUUAUGCCUAGUACAAUCGUAUCAGUUAAGAUAUUGAAGGUACCAAGUGCUACUGAAAAUGCCUAUAACAGUUAAAUCUACAAAAUUCAUGAAGUAGGCGCAUAAAUUAAUGUGUGUACUAUAGUAUACUAAGUCUGAAGAGACUAUUGAUCUUAUUGAGAAUAUUGUAUCAUAUUGAAAUUGAAAAUAAGUAGUUAUACUACAUCCUUAGUCAGUGUUUUUAUGGCAUUUUAUAUGUACCUGUAUUCAAUAUAGGGUAAUUGGUACUGCAUUUUAUUUGAUACAAUAUCACCUGCGUGGUUUAUUUGUAAAUCAUGCAUUGAUUGUCUAUUAAAUUACUGUUCAAAGUUAUUAGUGAA
Priapulus caudatus is the source of this 2799-nucleotide messenger RNA. RefSeq lists its product as uncharacterized. Bases 168 to 1424 code for a protein of 418 amino acids. The record is from RefSeq and is a predicted model, not a curated record. NCBI's taxonomy places the organism in Eukaryota, Metazoa, Priapulida, Priapulimorpha, Priapulimorphida, Priapulidae. Gene Ontology annotation, molecular function: oxidoreductase activity. The transcript has 10 exons.